Molecule: messenger RNA, 2904 nt
Organism: Trichomonas vaginalis G3
Lineage: Eukaryota; Parabasalia; Trichomonadida; Trichomonadidae
Product: Clan MG, family M24, aminopeptidase P-like metallopeptidase
Exons: 1
Coding region: 1-2904 (967 amino acids)
Biological process (GO): positive regulation of transcription elongation by RNA polymerase II; transcription elongation by RNA polymerase II
Cellular component (GO): FACT complex
Molecular function (GO): nucleosome binding
Source: RefSeq, a predicted model, not a curated record
AUGAAUGACAUUAAAAAUAUAGAACAACGCUUAGAGAUUUUCCGCAAGGCAAUAUUCACGGAAGAAUCCAGCGAUUUUAAGGGCGUUGUUCUUGCAACAAGCACUGAAAAACCAAAUCUUUAUUCAGUUGAUGAUGCGAUAUUCAGAUGGAUUUAUGGUGUCUUCGUUACAAACUCAUACCUUAUCAUUACACCAGACAAAUUAGUUACAUUAUGCAAGGAUGACAAAGCCUCAGACGCAAUUGCUGCCGCUAGAACACCAGAAAAGGUCAUAAUUGACCAGCUCAAGGGAUCCAUAGCUGACCAAGUUAAAAUUUAUGCAAAUGGCCGUCUUUUUGGCUCUGAAAACGCAAUCGCCGACUCUGAUCUUUCCAGCCUUUCAUUGACUGAUAAGACAUACGAUUUGGAAGGUGUUCUUAUUGUCCACCUUGAUGUUGAGCUUGCUCGUAUCCGUAAUGCAGCCCGUGUUGCUGAUGGUGCCCUUACGAAGGUAUUCAAGCUUCAAAUGGAACAAAUCAUCGAAUCAUCUGAUACAAUAUCACUUAAAUCUCUUUCAAACGAUACCCGUAAGGACUUGAACAAUCCUUCAAAGGUCAAUCCAAAAUUAAACCCAUCAGAUGUCGAGCCAGCAUUCCGUCCAGCCAUCAGAUGUGGUAGCAACUUCGACAUCGACUUCCCACCAACCAUCGGAGAAGGCAAUCUUACAACAGAUUUCGUUAAUGCUACAAUCGGUAUCAACUUCAAGUCAUAUUGCGCUUGCGUUGGCCGUACAUACAUCAUUAAUGGUUCUGAUGAUGUCAAGAGGGCUUACAAGUCAUUAGUUAAAGCCAAACAAGACGCAUUCGAACAAUGCAAGGCCGGCAACACACUUGGAGCCAUCUACCGCGCAUUCGUCAAGGGCCUCGAUGAGCAAUACCAACAGUACGUUCCACAUUCAAUCGGUGGCUUCUGCGGAACAUACGCUAUUUCCAGAAGACACCUUAUCACUGACGACUCCGAAGAGAAGAUCCCCAACAACUGCUCCAUUAUUCUCGCUCUUGGCCUUAAGGGCGUCAAAAUUGGAGAUCAGCCACCUUUCUCUUUAUCCCUCGUUGAUACAGUCCAAAUUGCCGAUGGCGAGGACGGAGUUAAAUUCGCUACAAACGCUAAGGACCGCUACAAGUUAAUUUCCUACAAACUCAGCAACGAAGACCAAGAUUCAAUUUUACAGGAGAUGCUUAACGAUCAGCGUCCAAUGUACGAGCGUACACGUAACAAGACCGGCUCAGGCACCAAGAAGGAUGAAGAAGAUCCAGAAAUGCUUGCUUACUUCGAGAGUAUCAAGAAUCAACGCAAAUCCACCUCUUCUUCCACCUCAUCCAAGAACAAAGAUGAUGAUUCUGACAACACGCAAUAUACUUCAUUCGAUAAUAUGUCAGAUCUUACGACAAGAGGUGUUACAACGAUAGAAAUCAUCAAACCAAGAUGGACAGUCUUACUUCCAAUGUAUGGCCGCUUAGUUCCAUUCCAUAUCAACACGAUCAAGUCAGCAAAGGCUUCAACAUCAACAGAUUCAACAGAAUCAAAACUCGAUAUCAACUUCAACAUUCCUAAGGCUACGGAUAGUGAAACCUUCAAAUACUUCAUCAAAGAACUUACAUUCUCCCAGAAAGGAAACCAGAUGUUCGACCAAAUUGCCAAAGAUAUCAACUCCAUGAGAAGCCACUUUACGAAACUCCUCAAGCGUAAGCAAGAAGAGAAGACUCUUUACAAGGGUGAAGAUCUCAUCCCUCUCCAGGCUGGUCCAGGAAAGAAUAUUCCUCGUAUCUCCGGCCACGUCCAUCUUCGUCCAGCUCUCAACGGUAACAAGACUGUUGGUACCAUCGAAGCCCACGUAAACGGCUUCCGAUUCAGAUCCACCACUCACGAACGUCUUGAUGUUAUGUAUAAGAACAUUGAACUUGCCAUUUACCUUCCAGCCACAGAGGAUAACGAAAUGAUGACUCUUAUCCACUUCUACCUCAAGAAACCUAUCACCACAGGUAAACAAUCCUCCCAACACAUUACAUUCUACAAACCAACAGGAGACACAUCCGUAGAUGUUUCCAAACAAGGCAAUUCCAUGACAGACCAAGCCGAACUUGCCGAAGAAGAGCGCGACAGAAAGAUCCGCAAGAAGAUCAACAAAGAAUUCAAGUACUUCAAAGAUUUACUUGAAGACAAAGAGCUCGGAUUAGAUAAUCCACCUAAAUUAGUUGUUCCACACAAACAAUUAGGUUUCUACGGUGUUUGUUCCAAGGAAAUGUCCGUUAUCUAUCUUCUUCCUAAUGCUAUUGCAUCUGUUGUUAAUUCCCCACCUUUCGUUCUCAUGAUGGAUAGAGUCGAUAUCGUUGUAUUCGAACGUGAAACAUUGUCAGUCACAAACAUCGAUAUCAGCUUCAUUCUCAAGAAUCUCACACAGGAAGUUGUCCAGAUUUCUCAUGUCUCUGUCACUGAUGCUAAGAACAUCAAGCAAUGGCUCGGCGUUCUUCAGAUUCCAUUCUUCAGCUCAAAGAACAACAUCACAUGGAAAGAUGUCAUUCCUAACAUCCUUAAGAAGGGAAGAGCUUACUUCGAAUCAGAAAUCGGAGGAUGGAAGGGAUUCUUCAAUGAUGAAGAGGAAGAAGUUGACUCUGAAGUCGAAGAUAAGACAUGGAAAGAUGAUGAUGACGAUGAGGGAUUCGAUGGAGGAGAUGAUGACGAUGAUGAAGAAUUUGAUGCUGCUCCUUCUGAUGAAGAUGAAGACGAAGACGAGAUGCCAGCUGAAGACUCUGAAGAUGAGGGUAAGGACUGGAGACAAUUGGAUGAAGAAGCUAAAGCUGCAGAUGAAAGAGCUAAGGCUAAGAGAGAAAGAAAGAAAGAACAUCAUCAUCACCAUCACCAUUAA